Vigna radiata var. radiata (mung bean) is the source of this 802-nucleotide messenger RNA. RefSeq names its product pectinesterase inhibitor 4. The transcript has a single exon. Gene Ontology annotation, molecular function: enzyme inhibitor activity. Bases 17 to 601 code for a protein of 194 amino acids. NCBI's taxonomy places the organism in Eukaryota, Viridiplantae, Streptophyta, Magnoliopsida, Fabales, Fabaceae. Gene Ontology annotation, biological process: negative regulation of catalytic activity. The record is from RefSeq and is a predicted model, not a curated record.
AAUACAAAGACAGAAAAUGGCACUCUUUAGAACACUCCUAUCAGUUAUCUUCCUCUCAACCUUUCUCCAAUUACCAGCAUCAACAAGCACCACCGAUUCCCUCAAACCCUACAAAAACUUCAUAAAAGAUAAGUGUAAUUCAACCACUUACGCAGCACUUUGCUACAAAUCUCUCUCCCCGUAUGCAUCAAAAAUCAAAAGAAACCGCGUAACGCUCACCAAACUCUCCAUUCAUGUGGCUCUCAAAGCAGCCAAGAGUGCCAAAAGCACGUUGACGAAGUUCUCCAAGAUGAAGCUAUCACAUGGAGAAAGCUCCGUCAUUGCUGACUGCAGAGAGAACAUUGAGGACACGUUGGAUCUGCUUGAGCAAUCUGCACAAGGGUUGGCACAUUUGAACGGUGCCUCUACUGCUGAUGAGAGGUUUCAAUGGGACAGCAUCAAGACCUGGGUCAGUGCUUCCAUAACAGAUGAAUCUACUUGCAUAGAUGAGUUUGAUGAAAUAAAAGUGCGUUCUUCACUGAGGAACAAGAUCAAAACCACUGUUUAUAACGUUUCUUCCUUGAUUAGCAAUGCUUUGGCACUCGUCAACAGGCUUUACUAGUAUAUAAUCAAUCUUCAAUCCUGUUCUGAUAAACUCAGGGUUUAUUUGCAGUUUAGUUUUAGUUUUGUUUUUUCUGUUUUCUGUUGUCGGUUUCGUUUUUCCAGUUGUUCUGUAUGUUAUUUUUCUUAUAUUUAAUGACCUAUCCAUGCAAUGAAAAUACACAAUUUCAGUGUCAUCUUUCCUAUCUUUUAUAGAUAUUAC